Messenger RNA from Girardinichthys multiradiatus, 4824 nucleotides. RefSeq names its product DENN domain containing 11 (gene dennd11). The coding region runs from base 1 to 1536 and encodes 511 amino acids. The record is from RefSeq and is a predicted model, not a curated record. Lineage: Eukaryota; Metazoa; Chordata; Actinopteri; Cyprinodontiformes; Goodeidae. Gene Ontology annotation, cellular component: cytoplasm. The transcript has 9 exons.
AUGGUGGAGCAGUCGGACCGAGCCCCGCUGCUGGACUGGGAGGAGAUCCCUCCACCCGACCCGAAUCAAGCGGCCCAGCCACCGCCUGAGCCGCAGCGGGAGGAAGGCACCGCCGCGGCGGGCAAAACUUCGCAUCCAAGCGGGAGACGGACACCGACGUGUAUCGCGUCAGGUACAGGGUGGAGCAGGAGCAGCUGCACCGUCACCUCCACCAACCCCAUCACCGCCGUCCCUACCGCCGUCACCUACAGCCCCAGCCGGAACAUAACAGCUGUUGUUGUCAGCCGGGACAAGCCCUCCGGGUGCGGCUUCGGUCGCCCGGAGCCUGUCGGUACGGAUCGUAGUUAUCCGUUCCCCGGCAUCACAGCGAGGGAUCAGUGGGAGGAGAAGGAUCAGAUCGUGGCUGUGUUUGUGGUGACUUUUGAUACUAGAUCAGGGAAUAUGGUAGAAUGGUGCCUGCCUCAUGACAUCGACCUGGACGGAGUGGAGUUCAAGUCAAUGGCCAGCGGCUCCCAUCGGAUCACCAGCGACUUCAUAUAUUUUCGUAAAGGAAAUUACUUUGGGCUGGCCUGCUUUGCGAACAUGCCUGUGGAGAAUGAGCUGGAGCGCGGAGCGAGGAUGAAGUCCGUGGGAAUUCUGUCUCCUUCCUACACCCUGCUGUACCGCUACAUGCACUUCCUGGAGAACCAAGUCAGACACCAGCUGCAGUGUCCAGGCCAGUAUUCACCUCUGGAGGCCUUUUACGAGGAUAAGAAGGCGGUUCUGCCCCCGACAGGAAACGGUUUGGUCACAUCGUGCCCGACCUGGACUGUUGUAUCCAUAAACCGCUGCAUGCACCCAGAGAUGAAGAUCACCCACCCAGCUGGCUGCAUGUCGCAGUUCAUCCAGUUUUUCGGGGAGCAGAUCAUGGUGCUGUGGAAGUUUGUCCUCCUCCGGAAGCGCCUCCUCAUCUUCUCUCCGCCACCCAUAGGCGUGGUCUGCUACAGGGUGUAUUGCUGUUGCUGCCUAGCUAAUGUUUCUAUUCCUGGAAUCGGGGUGUCCGUGCCUGAAUUACGCCCGUUUUUCUACAUCAACAUUGCUGACAUCAGCACCCUGGAAACAGAGCUUUCAUAUGUUGCUUGCACCACAGAGAAGAUAUUUGAGGACAAGAAGGAGCUGUAUGACAUCUACAUUGAUAACCAGAAUGUGAAGACACACAGAAGCCAUCUGCAGCUGCUGCUCAGGCUGAAUGCAGCAGAUAAGGAGAAGUACAGGAAGCUAAGUGAACAGAGACAAAUGCUGCUGUACUCUCAGGAGGUGGAUGAAGACUGCUCGGCAAAUGAAGAGGAUCUUUUUAUUCUGUUCUUCAUGGAGCUUAACAAUCGGAUCUUUCAGACCCUCUCCGAAGUGGCAGGGAGCUCUGAUCCCACCAUCACUGCUGAUCACAUGAGGGCCAUGGGGCUGGAUCCUCAGGGAGAUCGCUCCUUCCUGGAAGAUCUGCUGGAGGUGUAUGGUAUCGACAUUACACUCGUCAUAGACAACCUCUGCUGCUCCUGAACCGCCCCACACACCCACCUACCUCUGGGAAACCAGUGGGGUGCCAGUGGAUCAUCUGUGCCUGCAGGGCCCCACACACACCAAUACACUGGAAACACUGCCUCUGUCAGGGAGGGUCUCCUCUGGGAGUCUCUUUUGACCUAUGGAGACAACCCACUGUGGGUGAUUUAAAGGAGCCUGGUAACCACCUGCUGAACAUUGAUUCUGGUCCUCUCCUGUUGGAGCCUGUUUGAGUUGGAUUGUGGCUGACGUGGUCAGAAGUUCGACAUUGGCUGAAAACCGCUCUUCAUAGCAGGAGGACUGUCCCACCUUGCUCUUGUCAUGACACUUUCACCAUCCUGCAGCUCUGGUGUCCACCACUACUUCGUCUGAAGAAUGGAGUCGUGUUUGGAGAAAGUUCUCACACUGGAAAUAAAUUUGUGUGCUUGGAAUUCCUUUCACGAAAAAUUAAACAGACCCAAACCCCUUCAAAGUGCUGUGACCCUGACCUUCUGGUUCUGGUGAAUCUAGUUCUAUAAAUGGUAAAAGCUUUUUGACAACUUUAUUUUCCUUUUAGAAGGGAAUCAUGAUGAGAAAUAAAAGCAUCUUUUUAUUGUUGCUGGCCCCACUGAGAGGCGGAAAACAAAUGAACGUGAAAAAUCUGCUUUCUACUUUAUAACUGGAAAGAGUAACUAUUAUCAAGCUGCAGUGCUGAUUAGAAUUUACAUACCAUCAUGGGGGGCAAACAUAUUAUUAAUAGUUAUUAAUUCUGGGAUUUUUAAAGAUGCAUUUGAACUGUUCUUCUUCCAGGGUGGAUUGAUAAUACAGGACACAAUUUCCAACAUUUUUAAUAAGAAUUGGAUGCAAAGGUUGGAAUUUAUUGUAAUUAUUGUGUUUAAUUCCCAAACACAAAUACAUGCAGACCCAAACAUUUUAAUAGACUUCAACAAAAGUUCCUUAACUCAGCCUCAUACCUUUGAUAUCCACAAGGUUCUGGCAUCAGUCUGGUUGAAUAUUUCAACACCCUCUGAUCAUAAUCGCUAGUUUUCGUUAAACGUGGUUGGUUUUUUAGAAUGGUCCCCAUAUUUUCCAGAAAGUUGAGGUUUUGGCUUAAAGCAAGUUUUCCAGAACAAAAAUGUUCUGAUGUGUGUUGGGAUCAUCAUCCUUUUGCAACACCCAACUGUAUCCAAGUUUCAACCAUUUGUCUAUUUGAGAGGAAGUUGGAGUUAGUCCUCCUAUAUUUUGUUAUCCACUCAGACUACUGGCAGUAAACAACCCCACAGAAUGAUGCUGCCGUCACCAUGCUUGACAGUUGGACAGUUCAUGUGUUUGAAAGCCUCACCUUAACUCUUCCAAACAUACUUCUUGUCAUUGACGUCAGAAGACAUAUUGGGUAUCUGUGGGGACAGCUGCAGAUUUCAGCCAAGCUUCAAGUCCUGGACUUUGGACCAGGACCUGCUUUUUGGGUUGACAACCUCUCUGUCCGUGUUAAUGUUGGACACACCUCUCUGUGGACUGUCACACUGCCGUUCUAGCUUAUGAUGGGCCUGAAUAGUGUGGUUCUGGAGCUAUGUUUGAACAUUCCUUUUAUCUGAAACCUGGACAUAAUUAGGUGCUCCAACAAAACAAUGUUCCUAAACUUUCAAAACAGGUUUUUGGGGAUAAAUCAGGCUAAUAAUGAGCUACUGAAAACGCUCUGGUCAUUAAAAAGGUGUGAAAUAAUUUGUAAAAGCUAGGUCCAUUCCAGGUAACCAAUUAAGAUGAGCUCUACCAUAUCUGAUAGGAGGAAGGGUCACAUAUCUAGAUGCCAGGAUGAUCCCAGAAGCUUGUUGCUGGCUCCUAAAUGUGUAUUCAAAGAAGGGACCCACAUAUUAGUAAUGGUGCAUGUUUACAUUUGACCCAGUGUGUGAGUGAGAGAAAAUGUACAAUCAAUUCAAAUUCAGUAUUAUUAAAGGCCCCAAAUCAAUAUGACCGUCAUGCCCCUUGAUGGCCGUAUGUAAACUUCUGGCACUGAGUAGAAGGAAAUCUUGUAAAUAAACAAUUAAAGCUUUAUGCACUUUCACCACAGCUUAUGUCUGCUCACGUUUCUCUGUUUCUCAGAGACCCAGGGAUGGGUGCAUUCUGGGAAAUGUAGUUGUAGUUGUGUUUUUUUUUGCUUGUUUGUCAGAGCUUCUCGUUUGUUAUUUGUUGGAGGACUUCAGUGAACAUGCACCACAUAUUUAAAUGCUGCACUCUCUCAAACACUGGAUUAUUUCCUCACACCCAUAUUAUGUCUAUCUUUAUGAGGACUUUGCAUUGACUUCCAUUCAUUUUCCUGUAAAUCAUAAACCAAUUCUGGGUAUUUAUGAUUUACAGGCUUAAAGGAACUGCUUUUAGCCGGUAACCAGAUCAACUAGAAUGAGAACCCUUCUCAGCGUAUUAUUUUGAACAGAAACGGACCGGGUCACCUCUCCUCCAGCUGAGGGGUCCCCUCAUUCACAUACUCAGACUUAGCUUCAGAAUUGGGCCAACGCUGGGGGAGCUUUUAGUUCUUCGGUCAUAUUGCUCAUUUGUUCCAUGUUGGAACACAGGAGGCUCAAUAUCUGCUUCCUGAACAUUUAUACCAGUAAGAUUUCAUAUCUCUAAUGUUCCCACAACAAAAUGUCAGUUUUUAAGCAUGCCUCCUGAAUUCCUUUUAUUUCAAGUAUAGUUUUUGACUUCCUGAUUUUGUUUGUUUAGAACCUAUAUUUGGACUUGAGUUCAGUGUGUCUUUGAGUUAAAAGAAAGUAAAUGCCCCAAGUGUUGCAAAAUAAAGUGACAAUUAAGCUUUAUUUCAUAUUUUGGGCCUUAAAAUGUAAUAUUGUAUGUAAUAUAAUGUAAUGAUAUUCACAGAAAUUGUUGCUGUUUGUAUUUUUAUUUGCUGAAAGUCUUGACAUUGUGCUUCAUGCUAACUAUGAGCAGAUGUCUUUUCCUCCUUUGCUCUACAGAUUUAAUGUAAAUGGGAAUGUACACACACCAUGCCACUGAACAAAAUGCCUUUUUUUGUGUGGAAAUAUUCACAGAUGUGGACCAGCAUCAGCUUAACUGUCCAGGGUCUCACUCCACUGAAUGUCAGAGACAGCAAAGGGAUUGGACCAAUGCCACAGCAGCUUUUUCUUCACUGUAUUGUAAAUCAGGAGUAUUGACCAAGUAGCAGCAGAAUGUGAAACCCUGUAAGAGAUGUCACUUAUUUACACAGUCCAGCAGCAUGAUUACCUGUCAGUUCCACUGUAAACAAGAGAAUAACGAUCCUGGUUCAGUCUUAAUAAAACCCACAGUUCUCCCUUUGAA